CGUGCCUUUUUUUUUAAGCGCGAGGGCAUUUUUGUCAUUCUUCAACCUAUGUCAUUUUUAAUCCCUCCAUUAGUGCCAGAUGUUGAAUGUGUGCGCAUUAUUUCUCCCUCUGGUUGUUAAUAAUUUAAUUGCUUUUGUUCAACCAAAUGAGCUCAAUGGAUUUCGGUGCAGUGAAGGAUCCUUUGUUCCGCUGGAUAAUCUAUGUGACUUCGCUGAUCAAUGUGGGGACAAUAGUGAUGAGAGACUAUGCUUGUCUUAUGAACGAUGUGAUUUUGAGAGAGAUUUGUGUGGUAUGAUAUGUGAUGGCUGGCACAGAACCAAUGGUCUGGCAAACAUGGAUCCGUCAUAUGACCACAGAGCCAAUGAAACUGCUCAGUUUUUGGCAUUCUCAUCUCACAAAGACCCCAGUGAUCAUGCAGUUCUCAGAAGCAAGGAGUUCCUUCCAACACAGGAGCGUGCACCUUGUCAGUUGAGAUUUUUCUAUUUCAUCUCUGAUCUAAAUGGUACAUUAUCAGUGGGACUAGAAAGGAAGUCUCAAGAUUCCAUAACCGACAUUUGGAUACAGGAAUCCAGCGAAGAGAAUAUGUGGAGAAGGGCAGUCAUUACUAUCAGCAGCUCUGAAAAGUUCAAGGUUGUCAUCCAAGCUAAAGCUUUUGGGAAAGACAUAGCCUCUAAAACUAUCGCCAUCGAUGAUAUUUCAUUCAAUGAAGGAUGUUCCAGUGUUGUUGACUCCUUUCCUUCAUGUGACUUUGAUGAGAGCCUGUGUGGGUGGAACGUAAGAGCAUCAGCUGAGCAUGUUCCUUGGACAUGGAGAAGAGGAGGAACCAGUGUGUCACAAGAAACAGGCCGCUUCAUAUUUGUUGAAGGAAGUAACAAUACCCUGAACAGAAGCGCAUUUCUUGAGAGCUCUGUGAGCCGCAUCAGUGGCAGGUCCUGCCAAUUCCAAUUCAGCUACAUGACAGAGGAAGACAAUGGCUUUAGACUCCUGCUGUACAGUGAUGGGAAGGAAGAAACACUGUUUGAAACCUGGGAAUCAACACAAGGCAUCUGGGUUGUACAGAAAGUUUCUCUACCAGGAAACAUAAAGGAACUACAGCUUGCUUUCGAAGGAAUCAUACAAAGCCAAAGAGGAUCCAUUGCACUGGAUGAUGUCAGACUUAUUAGCUGUAUGGAUUUGCCCUUGAUGGGAAGCAACUCCCCAGAAGCACCCAGCGUUGCCGGAACACUCUGUAACAGUGCCAUCAAUUGUGAUGGAAGUGCUGAGGAUUCGGCUUGUUGCAGAAAUUUUAGCAGAUGUGACUUUGAGUCAGGCUUCUGUGACUGGAAACCACUAUCAGCAGAUGGCUGGACUUGGCACAUUACCAUGGGAAGAGACACAAAGGAUGAAACAUUGCCUAAUAAAGACCACACAACUAAAAGUGAGCAUGGACAUUUCCUGUAUUUUAGUGCACCUUCAAAGCAAGAAAACAAGUCUUCAUCACAGCUGGAAAGUUCUUUUUUUGUGAAACCGCUAAGCAUGGCAGCUGCCUGCAAGAUACAGUUUUGGUACCAGCUACGCCACACUUCCAAACUUUCCAUAUUCAGGAGGCCGUUAGGGUAUGCGGCAUUGCAGCUAGUAGGGGAGAUUUCAGGCCCAUCCACAAGCAACUGGACAAAGGCUACAAUAUAUGUGAGCAACUGUGCAGAGGAAACAAUGGACCCAGCUCGGAUUAUACUGGCAGCCUCACUUUUAUCUCCAAAUGCCACUGUUGCCAUCGAUGACAUCUGUUUAUCUCCAGAAUGUGUCACAGCAAGCAACUUUACUCCAGCUGCCAAAUGUGACUUUGAAACUGAUAACUGUGGCUGGUAUGAGAAGCAUAAUAGCGAUUCCUUUGAGUGGAUGCGACAAUCAAGAAUCAACGUUCCACCUCAGUAUGAGCAGCAAGCCCCACCUCGAGACCAUACCACCAAUAAAUCUGAAGGUCACUUUAUGUUUAUUUUGAAAAAGAAAAGUACAUUUUCACAGAUUGCAGAGUUAAGAAGCCCUAUAUUUAGCCAGGCGGGAUCCGGCUGCACAAUGACCUUCUGGUACUAUAACUACGGCUUGUCAGUUGGCGCAGCGGAAAUGCUUUUAAUACCAAACAGAGAAAAAAAGCCCACAGUACUUUGGAGAAUAUAUUACGACCAAGGAGAUGAAUGGUUAAAAGGCUUUAUUCAACUGGAUCGCCUGUCAGAACCUUUCCAGUUAUCUUUUAAUAAAAUCAAUGUUGGAUUUUAUGAUGGAGUAUCUGCAAUCGAUGACAUUAUGUUUGAGAAUUGCUCCCUUCCCCCCGCUGUGGAGCGCUGCUUUGGACCAGAACGUUUCUGGUGUAAAGAAACCAAGGCUUGCAUCAGUACUUUAUUAGUGUGUGAUCUUACGGAUGACUGUGGAGAUGGGUCUGAUGAGGAAAACUGUAAUUCUGAAUUACAAUGUAGCUUGGAAUCAGACCUGUGCAACUGGGUGCAAGAUUCGGAUGAUGAUUUUGACUGGACAAGAUAUCAAGGUCCAACUCCAACGCUUGAUACAGGGCCGAUGAAAGAUCAUACCUAUGGCACAGCAAAGGGACAUUACCUCUACAUUGAAAGUUCAGAACCUCAAGUUUACCAGAAUCAAGCUGUUCUGCUGAGUCCGGAAAUAGAUGCCCCUGUUAAUAACGGAAAUAAAACCUGUAUUUUCCGCUUCUAUUACCACAUGUUUGGGAAGCAAAUUUAUUCACUGGCAGUUUACAAAAGAAUCAUGAGGAAUACUAGGGGAAUACUACUGUGGCAAGCAUUUGGAAAUAAGGGAAACCGAUGGCUAAAAAAGACACUCUACAUCGACAGUAACCAACCAUUUCAGUUAAUGAUUGUCGGUACUGUUGGUGAUGGAUUUACUGGAGACAUUGGGAUUGACGACCUUUCAUUUUUAGGAUGCUCUCUAUACAGAGGUACUUUGCCUACGUGGUCUCCUGCUCCUGUAGAAACCCCAACCGUGGCAACACUUCCUAGCCAUAAUUGUUCAGCAAAUGAAUAUGUUUGCAGGUCAACGGGACAAUGCAUUCCGAUAAUAAAGAUAUGCGAUUUUAAGGCAGACUGUCCAGAUAACUCAGAUGAAGCUAAAUGUGCUUCAGAAUAUUGUAGUUUUGAAAAUGGAAGCAUGUGCCAGUGGUUUCAGCCAAAUUCAUCUCUGCGCAGAGAGACUGUAUUCCUAUGGGACAUUGGCAAAGGAAGCACAAUCCAUCCUGGAGAAGAAAAUCACAGGCCUCUUAGGGACCAUACCUUGGCUACAGAAGAAGGAUCCUAUUUGUAUGCAGAUAGUUCCAGUGGUGAGUUUGGUCACACAGCUCACAUCAUGACGCCUGUUAUUUCCCUUACUGGACCCAAAUGUAAACUUGCAUUCUGGACCUAUAUGAAUGGAGCCACAGUUGGAUCUUUGCAGGUUCUUAUUAAAUUUGGUAAUGUAACGUAUGAAGUUUGGUCUCAGAGUGGUAAGCAAGGCCCACAAUGGAAUCGAGCAGAAGUAUUUUUAGGAACAUUGUCUUAUUUCCAGAUUGUUCUUCGAGCAAAACGCGGUGUCAGUUACAUUGGAGAUGUAACCGUGGAUGAUAUAUCAUUUGAAAAUUGUUCCCCAAUGCCGACUCCUAGUAAGGCUUGUUUAGCGGAUGAAUUUAUGUGUUCCAACAAAUACUGUAUUCCAAAGGACAACCUGUGUGAUUAUGUUAAUGACUGCGCUGACAACUCUGAUGAAUACCCUUUCCUCUGCAACGCCUUCCUUGGCCGCUGUGACUUUGAAUUUGAUUUCUGCGACUGGAGACAAAACCAAAAUGAUGACUUUGACUGGAAUCUUCGAGCCGGAAGCACUCCAACUGUUGGCACCGGACCAGUUACUGAUCAUACCUUAAAAAAUCCAUCUGGAUAUUAUAUCUUUAUAGAGAGCUCAUUCCCACACCUCCCAACACAAGGAGCAAAGAUUUCUGGACCGAUGAUAAGCAGAUGGAGCAAAAACUGCAAGCUCCUGUUCUAUUUCCAUAUGUUUGGCGGCGGCAUUGGAACACUUUCUGUGUGGCAAAUGACUCUGUCCAACAAGGAAAUAUUGUUGCUGAAGCUUACAGGAGACCAGGGCAACUUCUGGCAGAAAAGAGAACUUACCCUUUCCAGCCUAGGAGAAGACUACUAUGUUGAAUUUCACGCCAAAAUUGGAAUAAAUCAAAGAGGAGAUAUUGCUCUGGAUGAUAUAGCCUUUACUAAUGAGUGUUUUAAACCACCUGCUCUAAUUGCAGAAUCGUACAAUAAUAUGCCUCAAACAGAACUAUGUCCUCCGAGUUAUUUAAGUUGUAACAAUGGAAAGUGCUUCAGGCCAGAACAAAGAUGCAACUUUAUUGAUGACUGUGGGGAUAAUACAGAUGAAAAUGACUGUGGCACCUCCUGCACAUUUGAAGAAGGCAUAUGUGGCUGGAAAAAUUCAGUAGCUGACAGCUUUGACUGGGUUUUAGGGAAACAUUCUAUUCAGGCUCUAAGACCGCCCAGAGACCACACUAUUGGAAAUGAAGAGGGUCACUUCUUGUUCCUUGAAUCAUCCCCAGUUGGAUUACGAGGGGAAAAAGCCCAUCUGAAAAGUUCAAAAUGGAGAGAGUCUGGUGCUAAUUGUACAUUGGUAUUUUGGUAUUUUAUGUCCCCCAAAGCAACAGGAAUAAUACAAGUUCUUAUCAAGACGGAAAAUGCACUUUCAAAACUGUGGAGUGAGUCUGAAAUGCAAGAUGUGAAAUGGAAUAAAGUGGAGUUAUACCUUGGAAAGUUGAGAAGUUUUGAAGUGAUUUUCGAAGGCAUUCGCACACGAGAUUUUGGAGGCGGAGCAGCACUUGAUGACAUUGAAUUCAGAAACUGUUCCAUUCUUGGAGAAGAGCCUGGGAAAUGCCUCACAGAUACAGAUUUUAGAUGCAGAAACAAGAAGUGCAUUGAAUCCCACCUUGUCUGUGACUACAAACCAGACUGUGAGGACCUCUCCGAUGAGACCAAUUGCAGCGAAUACACCAGCGUGCCUGGAAGCUGCAAUUUUGAAUACACUGAAGACAACAACCCAUUGGAAUGCGGCCUCACACAAGAUCAAGAUGAUGACUUUGAUUGGAGUAGGGGAGACAGGGGCAUGAUUGGCCUAAAUACAGAUCACACACCAGGCAGUGGGAAACAUUUCCUCUUUAUCAACUCAUCUCUGCAGCAAGAAGGAGACAUUGCGAGAAUAUUGACGAGUAACGAUUUUCUGGUCACAAACGGGACCUGUCGGAUACGCUUUUGGUACUACAUCCAGGGGCCACCUGAUUCGAGCACACUCAAGCUGUAUAUAGUUACCAACCAUGGAUUGAACUUUCUGUACUGGUCAGCGGCUGAAAACACCAACAUGAGAUGGACGUAUGCCAAUGUCAUUCUAUCCAGUAACAGCCCAUACAGGGUGGCAUUCGAAGCUCAUGUAGGAGGGGAGCAGCUUUUUGACAUUGCGCUUGAUGAUAUCUCCUUUACCCCAGACUGUAAUAUGGGAGGACCCACAAUACCACAACUUGAAUGUCCCAAGGACCAGUUUACUUGUGCCUAUGUAAAGGAGUGUGUUGCUAUUGAUGCAAAAUGCAAUGGAAUAGAAGACUGCACAGAUGGAUCCGAUGAAUUCAGUUGUCCUACUGUGAUUCCUACGGUGACGUCCACGCAGUGCGAAAAAACAGAAAUGCAAUGUGCCGACAGAAAAUGCCUGCCAGCCAUGAUGUGGUGUGAUGGCGUGCCUGAUUGCCCAAUGGGGGAAGAUGAACACAACUGCACUUCUGAUGUUUGCCUCGGCUCAGGCUCCCUUCUGUGCCUUCCCACUAACACCUGCAUACACGUAAGCCAACGUUGUGAUGGCAAGCCUGACUGCCCUUACUUCAAUGCCGAUGAGUCCAGCUGCAAAGUUUGUCCAAAUGGAUAUUGCAAGAAUGCAGGCGUAUGCAUCUUGGAAAAUGACGUUCCAUUGUGCAGGUGUCCAAAACAGUGGAAAGGAAACCGUUGCCACCUUAGUGCAAUAAAAGUGCCUCCUAAAACAACAGAGGAUAAUGACAGUGGUGUAUGGAUUGGUAUGGGCAUUGGACUAACAUGUUUAUUCGCUGAGCUACUUGUCGCCUUCUUGUGCUGCUUUUGUAAGAGAAAACAAAAAGAAAAUAUUGGCAGUGGCUUCUCAAACCCAGUUUAUGGAGGGAACAUCACAUCACAGAAAGAGAUUAAUGAUCCUGUUUGCUCAAAAGUCCAAGUCAGUGUCUAUCCUUGGAAAACAUCCCAAGAGCAAUUUAACAAGGAGUCAGACAUCUGCUCAUUCGCCAACCCUCUCUAUGGCAAGAAAGAAGACAGCAUGUAAUUUAGAUGUCAGGAUAAUUUUACAGACUUCCCUGUGUAAAACUUUCAGAAGACAAAUUCUAAUAUCAUUUACAAUUAAUGUAAAUACCACCUGCUCCCAACCACUCAAAGCAGGUACUGCGCUGCCUCUAAUUAUAUGGGAAAUGCAUUCAGCCCCUGUGCGGCAGAACCUGUGCCAUUAUUAUCCCCCUCAAAUACCCUACAAAUAGUUUGUUUCUAUAUAGAUAUGUUUUACCUGCCCCCACCACUGCACCCCAUGUUUCAAUAACAAUAAAUAAAACAAUGGAAAUUCAGAAUUGCUGCUGCUUUCUACUUAUUC
Molecule: messenger RNA, 6688 nt
Organism: Xenopus tropicalis (tropical clawed frog)
Lineage: Eukaryota; Metazoa; Chordata; Amphibia; Anura; Pipidae
Gene: malrd1
Product: MAM and LDL receptor class A domain containing 1
Cellular component (GO): membrane
Source: RefSeq, marked provisional